Molecule: messenger RNA, 952 nt
Organism: Priapulus caudatus
Lineage: Eukaryota; Metazoa; Priapulida; Priapulimorpha; Priapulimorphida; Priapulidae
Exons: 2
Coding region: 135-833 (232 amino acids)
Source: RefSeq, a predicted model, not a curated record
UUUUGUUGUAAUAUCUUUUUUUACAGAAACAAAAGAAGUAAUUAGAGCCAUCGAAGGCGGAAAAGCCAUCUGAGCCUGAGGUGUCAAAGGAGGAAGAGCCGUCUGAGUUCAUUGAUGACAAGGACCUCUUAGAAAUGGCAGAUAACCUACUGACAACAUCCGAAUUGGGUGUAAAGACCCAAAUGACUAUGGCUCGGGAUCUGCUGGAAGCCAGCACGAGCGUUCCAGAGACCGUCACAAGCAUUCCAGAGACCGUCACCGACCCAGGACUCGAGGGGUGGCAGAAGUCAUGGGAAGAGCCUCCACCCAACACCUUGCCGAUGUAUCAGCCCAACAUCCAGUGGCUUAAGAACGAUCCAGUGUUUGGGCUGUACACCAAAGAAGGAUCAAGGAAGGUUCUUAAACCCAUGAUGACCUUCAACCCGCCCCCACUCUUCAGUCGCGUAGAAGGCACUCUUCCCUCAAUGCUGUACUUCUUCAGGACACCGACUUUCUUUUGGAGGCCAGUCGGUGUCAUGCAGUUGAAGGUGCCUUGCCCCAACACCGAUUGCCCGGCACCAUCAAGGUAUAGCCUUGUCCGCCAUGGAUAUGGGAGUGUCGCCCGCACCGUGUUUGGGAUGAAAUUCCCGUACACGCUCCUCACAGAGCGCCUCAUCUGCUUCAGACAAGGAGAAGCUCCAGUACUCCUGGAAUUCCUCGAGCUCAAGUGUUCUCCAGCAACUUGCCCCCGCAGUGAGGAGUAUGUUCCCUGCCGUCAUUGUGGGAAAGCGGGCAGUGGACAAGGAAGUCGUCACCCUCCUAACCGACCGCAUCAACUCGGUCUCCAUGUCUAAGGUGUACCGCGUGCUGGAGACGGGUCACAGCGAGUGGUAUGCAGAGAGGAGGGAUUGGUACUAGACACUACUCUACAAGGCACACUCUGCUGAGUCCUCGGGCACAUCUCAACGAGGAA